AUGAGACUUUGUGGUGAGACUGUAACAAAGAAGGAUUUGUUGGAAAAGACUUUCUCCACAUUCCAUUCUAGCAACGUGUUGCUGCAACAGCAAUACAGAAAAAAAGGUUUCACCACCUAUACUGAUCUUAUCUCAUGCAUAUUAUUAGCUGAGGCUAAUAAUGAGUUGCUCAUGAGGAACAGUAAGAUGAGACCUUGUGGAUCAACUCCAUUACCUGAAGCCAAUAAGGCUGUAGAGGAAAAGAAAGAAUCCACCAAAGAAAGUAACCACGUCCAUCAUGAUAACCCACACGGCUAUGGAAAUGACUAUGGUAGAGGAGGCCGUGGUGGAUGGAGAGGACGUGGUGGGCGUGGAAAUUAUAGCUCACACAGCCGUGGGAAAGGGAACCACUAUAACCGUGGUAGUGGUCCCAGCUAUGGCCGUGGUCGAGGCAGAAGCAGUGGUAUCUCUAACCCACCACACUCGUCCAAAUCAGUAUGCCACUUGUGUGGAAUGGAUAACCAUUGGGCAAAGAAUUGUAGGACUCCCAGACAUCUUUGUGACCUCUAUCAAGAGAGCCCGAAAGGGAAGAAUCCAUAA
This is a messenger RNA of Brassica oleracea var. oleracea, 579 nucleotides long. RefSeq names its product glycine-rich protein 2-like. The record is from RefSeq and is a predicted model, not a curated record. The transcript has a single exon. Lineage: Eukaryota; Viridiplantae; Streptophyta; Magnoliopsida; Brassicales; Brassicaceae. The coding region runs from base 1 to 579 and encodes 192 amino acids.